GCGGAAGAAACCAGAUAGCUAUUAGGAAGUUUAGAUAUAAAACCAACAGUAAGAAAGCAUUUUCUCUUGGCUGACCGAUUAGCUGUGCUUAAGGCAACAUGAAUCCUGUACCGAGUACCUUGUUGUUUUCAGUGCUUCUACUUCUGACCCACAGAAUUCAGGAGCUGGUGGAGGCGUGCAGCUGUGCCCCUGCCCAUCCGCAGCAGCUCAUCUGCGACUCGGCUUUAGUGAUUCGAGCAAAAAUAUCCAGUGAAAAGGUGGUUCCUGCCAGCGAUGACCCUCUUGAUACCCACAAAAUGAUCCGGUAUGAAAUCAAACAAAUAAAGAUGUUUAAAGGGUUUGAAAAGCUCAAGGAUGUCCAGUAUGUCUAUACCCCUUUUGAUUCCUCACUCUGUGGGGUGAAACUUGAAGCUAACAACAAAAAACAGUAUCUUUUGACAGGCCAAAUUUUAAGUGAUGGUAAAGUCCUCAUCCAUUUAUGCAACUACAUUGAACCAUGGGAUGAUUUAUCCUUGUCUCAAAAGAAGAGUCUCAAUCAGAGAUAUCAAAUGGGCUGUGGCUGCAAAAUUACUACCUGCUACAUGGUGCCCUGUUCAAUCACUACACCAAAUGAGUGCCUCUGGACAGACUGGCUGAUAGAAAGAAAGCUAUAUGGGCACCAAGCCAAGCACUAUGCCUGUAUCAAGAGAAGUGAUGGCACUUGCAGCUGGUACCGAGGUGGUCCUCCCCCAGAGAAAGAGUUUAUUGAUAUCAGCGAACCUUAAAACGAUCACUUCCUAAAAAGCCUUGGAGUCGAAUUCCAUCAAACAUUGCACGCUCACAGCUUUGAACUGCCAUCGUCUAAUGUAUCUGUUGCUUAGAAACAAAAACAAAUUGUCCUGUACAGCUAAAGUACGAGUCUGUGGAAUUGGCACUCACGCGAGAUGAGGAACAAAUCGCCUGGAAGUAGCUACUCUGUAAAGUUAUGCUUUGCACAGAGAGGCUCAAGCCGAGAAUGCUCCUCUGUGUCCUCUAAGGCAUAACAAGUUUCCUUUUUACCAAUAUGAAUGUACAAGAACAAAAGAAUUGCCAGAAUUUUGUCCCCUAUUUCUGUUAAUCUACAGGUUAAGAGAGCCCCAUGUUUUACUCCAAAUCUUUCUGAUGAACCACGGAAUGUUUUAUAGAACUAUUUUUUUCUGUAUGAAAGUCUUCUGAUACAAAAGAAUUAUUGUACAGUGUAUAUGUAAAGUAUUAUAACAAUGUGCUAUUAAAAAAAGAUUCAAAAAUCCCUAUAUUUCCUUAUCUGUUGAAACAAGUUGAACACUUCUGUGAUUAAAACAAUCUGUGCUCCAUAUCUUGUAUGUUACUUAUAUCAUAGCUUUCUUUAUCUACAGAGUAACUUUCAUUGAUAACUAAGUUAAACAGCCAUGAUAAUCAAAAUCCUCUUACCCAAUUCAAUAUUCCUAUGGACUAGCUAUACCUUGUUGAAAGAAAAGCCAGAUGUUCUAAUGCUUCAGCAUUUUAUGGAUCCAAAUAAUGACAGGCUAAAACUGCUUAUAUUUACAGAAACCAUGUCCAUCAUCAUGGCAGCUGUAGUACUUGAUAAUGCCUCUCUAAAUACGUGACUAGGUCAUUGUAUCUCAGCACUGUUAAAAGCCUUGGCUUUAGAUACUCAUGUAAAAAUAUAUGCAAUAGAUACUGAAUAACUUACACUGCAAGUGAUUUCUAAAAAGCUCUCAAAUAUUUGACCAUAUUUAAUAGUUUAAAUUUACAUUAAUGAUUUUUCAUUCAUGGAAACCCAUCGUACUCUGUCAUAAUGAAUUUGGUAACUCAUGAACUUAUACUAGAGAAGUGUUACAACGUAUUUUGCCUUUUAGUUCUUUAGUGUCUUAACUUUUACGAAUUGAUUACUGUAGUUAGUAACUAAUCGCACACAUAUUUAAGUUUACAAAAGUAAUUCAAUUCACAGUGGUAAAACUUAAGAAAUUCUUUCAGUAAAUGCCAAAGUUUAGACAGUUGUCCAACUGCUUGUGUUCUAGAAACUGGAUAAGAACCGUCACGCAGGAUAUGACUCUGUAAUAGCUGCCAUUUCCGAUGUAUUUUACUCUCUCCAAUUUUCUCCAUUGGGUUUCUUUCACUUCAUUCCAAUUUUGGCUAGAAUUACUCUCAUGUAUUCCUCAUAUGAGAAUUUAGAACAACGGGCAGAGAUUUAGACAGUUCUGUUCUCGUUUGGUUAGACCAGGUCUCUUUAAAGGUUUAACACAAACACUUUACUCAUUCCUGCUAACCAUAGUGUGACAUUUCCAGCCUAUGGGCUCAUUAAGAAUCAGAGCUCUUAUUGUUCAAGGGUCCAGUUUUCCAAAUAGUUCCUUUAGUCUAUUUGCUAUAAAGUCCUUAUAAAAUCUUUGGGAUGUAAACUUGCAAAGACGAUAUGCACAUCUUUAAGUGUAUAGGCAUCUCUAAUUCCAUUCAAUUUGAUGACAUAGUAGUUUGCACAUAACAUUCAGCAUGUCCCAUGUAUCUUGUCACACCCUAAGAUAUGUUGUAUUGGAUAUAUAGCAUAUACUUGCAAAAAAACCCUGUAUAAAUGAUUUUUGUGACACAUUCUGUUCAUGUUUCUAAUGUUUAUUUUGACAAUUGCAUGAAUCCAUAUUUAAAGGAUAGGUUUGAAAACACUUUUGUGAGCAUAAAUAUUAUUUACUUUUUUUGUGGCUAAACUUACACAAUUCCAAUGAAGUGCAAAUGAUGCAAGGCCAACAGGAAGGCACGCCAUUAUUCCUUUGAAGAAUAUAGGUCCCUUAAUAGUCAAUGUUUCAUUUUUUAUUUACUGUAAAUCAGUUUUGGUGUUUUAAUUUACAAUCCUAAAUUAAAACACCAUAUAUUUGUGCUGCCAAAUGUAACGCCUAGCUAGUUUUCUGCUUUGCUAAAGACAAACAAAAAAUUACCUAACACUAAUUUGGACCGUAGACUUCUUAUGGCUACUUACAUAAAUGAAAUAAAAAGGCUACAUUUCUUCCAAAAAGGAAUUGAUAUUACAGAGACAAUAUUGACAGUGCUAUUUACUGUCAGUGCUGUGCAUUUAUAUUACUAAUUUACAGAAAGACUUAAAAAACAGGCCUUAUUUCCACAUGUCAAACCAAAACAAUUCCUAGACAAGCCUGCAAGAGCUUAAUAACCAUACAAAGCCUGAAUCAAGCACAUGGCUCGUUAAUAUUCACUACACGUACGGUGUAGCAUUUGUUUCCAAAUCCAUUUUGAUGUAAUGGUGUCUUUUGAAUAGCACUCUGCAGCAAACAGAUAUUGUCUGCUUUUUAACUCAACAUAGUUCUGUUUCUAUUUCAGUUUUAUAGUAACUAGACCUUAAACUCAACUAACCCCACUCAGAUUGCCUUCUUUACGUACCUUGUAAAAAUAAAUGUUUUCUUCAAUAUUUAUGAACAAACUGUGAUAUGAAUUGUAUGCCAUAAUUAGUUUUAAAAACAUUUUGUAUUUGACCUGCCAUAAAAUAUCCUAUAUGAGGUGUUUCAAAAUUAAUGGCCGUCCACUUUGAUUUCUGUCUGAGCAUAAAUCUGGCCAAACUUCCCACAAUGGAUGGUACAAAGAUUUUUUCUUUUCUCUCGUAUCAAUAAAUAUGGCAAGAAAAGCUUUACAAAAAACCCUCUCAGAAUGAGUUUUUAUUUUCCCUGAGAUUCAGCACUGAUAAAGACUAUGAAAAGGAUUAAUUACAAUGCGGCAUUCUGAAUAUGUUAUUUUCCUAUCAAGAUGUUUACUGUAGUGGCAUUGAUAUAUUAUCAACAGCAGAUUAUUUUUACAACAUUUUAUUUUUACUUCUUGAAACUGUGCGUUAUAUGAAAUGUUAGAGCAGAAAUAUAGCCUGGUACAACAUUUGAUUUUAAUUUGAAAAUUACUCACAUGACUUAUGAUAAGAGUAGGGAAAAGAACAGAGAAGGGAGACUAUACAGGUGAACGGUGGAAAAAACACCACCUUGAAUAUUGCUGGCUUUUUCUCAAUGCUCCAGUUAAGUUUUAAUUAAAUUGUCCAACAAUUAUGUUGAAAAAGCCAGGGUUUUUUUUCAUGACAGAGAACAUAAGAGGUGGGAAUGUAGUGAAAUAAAGGAAACUAAUUACUGAGGGAAAGGCUGUAGAUAUGACUCAACUAGCAAUGAGUUCAAAAAGCCUUACAGUGUUUUGUAUAGUUUUAAUCAGUCUGAGAUGAAUGUUUCUGUUUCAAAAAGUGUUUCAUUAAAGCAGCUCCAUUUUUAC
This is a messenger RNA of Gymnogyps californianus (California condor), 4242 nucleotides long. It is a transcript of the gene TIMP4, whose product is annotated as TIMP metallopeptidase inhibitor 4. Gene Ontology annotation, molecular function: metalloendopeptidase inhibitor activity; protease binding. The transcript has 5 exons. Lineage: Eukaryota; Metazoa; Chordata; Aves; Accipitriformes; Cathartidae. Bases 99 to 764 code for a protein of 221 amino acids. Gene Ontology annotation, cellular component: extracellular matrix. The record is from RefSeq and is a predicted model, not a curated record. Gene Ontology annotation, biological process: negative regulation of endopeptidase activity; negative regulation of membrane protein ectodomain proteolysis.